Molecule: messenger RNA, 726 nt
Organism: Knipowitschia caucasica
Lineage: Eukaryota; Metazoa; Chordata; Actinopteri; Gobiiformes; Gobiidae
Source: the annotation of a GenBank genome assembly
AUGAAUCCCAACGGCCUACCUCGGUCUGCUCUUCUGCUGUUGAGUAUAAUGUUGGGCUUUACCGCGGCGUUGGAGUUUACCGGCUCUGAAGGCCAGUGGGCUCGCUACCUCCGCUGGGAUGCUAGCUCCCGAAGUGACCUCACCUUCCAGUUCAAGACAUCCCAAUCAAACGGCCUGAUCAUCUACUUUGACGAUGGCGGAUACUGCGACUUCCUCCUGCUCACGUUAAACCAAGGGAAAAUGCAGCUACAGUACAGCAUUGAUUGUGCCGAAACUACCAUCACCUCAGACAAAAUGGUCAAUGACAGUCGUUGGCAUUUCGCUGCGAUUAAUCGGCACAACUUGCGGACUGGUUUGGCCAUAGACGGUCAAACCAAAACUCAGGAGGUGCGCCCCCAAAGGCAGUUCAUGAAGAUUGUCAGCGAUCUGUUUAUCGGAGGUUUACCGGGGGACAUACGCACGUCGGCCAUCACCUUGCCCUCUGUCCGUGAGCUUCCGCCUUUUAAGGGAAUUAUCAGCGAUAUGAGUUACGGAAGUAAGCUACCCAGGCUCAUAAAUAGUCAGAAGGUGCGUCUGGAGAUGAUGGGGCUAUGCACAGACAACCCCUGCGAGAACGGUGGAAUCUGCUCCCUGGCAGAUGGAGAAACGUACUGUGACUGCUCCAAAACUGGAUAUGUAGGUCGAUACUGCACCGAAGCUGUCCAACGGAGACAAGGUCAGAACUAG